Geosmithia morbida is the source of this 3369-nucleotide messenger RNA. RefSeq names its product P-type Na+/K+ transporter. NCBI's taxonomy places the organism in Eukaryota, Fungi, Ascomycota, Sordariomycetes, Hypocreales, Bionectriaceae. Gene Ontology annotation, cellular component: plasma membrane. The transcript is spliced from 2 exons. The coding region runs from base 1 to 3369 and encodes 1122 amino acids. Gene Ontology annotation, biological process: intracellular calcium ion homeostasis; calcium ion transmembrane transport. The record is from RefSeq and is a predicted model, not a curated record. Gene Ontology annotation, molecular function: P-type calcium transporter activity; ATP hydrolysis activity; ATP binding.
AUGGCUGACUACCGUCAAUCCCCCGAAUUCCCCAAGCACCCCUUCCUCCUCUCCGCCGAGGAGACGGCCGAGGUCCUCCGGACGGAUACAGUGUCUGGCCUCAACAGCUCGCGAGUCACCCAGCUGCAGAGUAUCUACCCCAAGAACGAGCUGCAGGCCGCCCACGUCACCUCGCCAUGGAAGAUCCUGGCCAAGAUGUUCUUCAACCCCAUGAUUCUGAUUCUCGUCUUCUCCAUGUGCCUCAGCUACUGCAUCAAGGACUACGUCGAGGGAAGUAUCCUGGCCGUCGUCAUCAUCCUGAACGUCGGCAUUGCAUUCUGGCAGGACUACCGCGCUCAUAGGCAGAUGGAUUCCUUGCGUGCUUUAUCGUCGCCCAGCGCCAUGGUCCUACGAGAUGGCAGAACUAGAAUCAUUUCAAAUCCUGAAGUUGUCCCCGGUGACAUUGUCCUUCUCAAGACGGGCGACACAGUGCCCGCUGACCUGCGAAUCUUCGAGUCCAUGAACCUCUCGUGCGAGGAGAGCCAGCUGACGGGUGAGUCGGUGCCAGUCGACAAGUUCGCGCAUGAUAUACCUCCGACGGGAGACGAGGCGGACACGAGCAUCGGCGAUCGUUUCAACAUGGUCUACGCCACCACCGUCGUCAAGACGGGUCGCGGCCAAGGCAUAGUCACCCAUACCGGCAUGAGCACCGAGGUCGGCAAGGUUGCCUCCACGACGAACCGCCGACACCGCAAGGCCGGCCGAUCCGUGAGCUAUAGAAAGUACGGCAAGCGACAAUUUGUCAUGGGGCUGGGCAGGCGCCUGUACGAUGCGACGGGCGUGUUCCUCGGUCUCACGGGCGGGACGCCCCUCCAACGCAGGCUGUCCAUCCUCGCGUACCUCCUGUUCCUGCUCUCGUUGAUCCUGGCCACCAUCGUCUUCGCCGUCAACAGCUGGAGCCUGGACAGCGACGUGGUCAUCUACGCCAUCUCCAUCGGCAUCGCCAUCAUCCCCGAGUCGCUCGUCGCCGUCCUCACGAUCACCAUGGUCGUCGCCGUCACCGUCAUGCGCCGGUCCAACGUCGUGGUCCGCGACAUGUCGGCCCUCGAGGCGCUCGGCAACAUCACAAACAUCUGCUCCGACAAGACCGGCACCCUCACCGAGGGCGCCAUGAUCGUCCGCAACGUCUGGCUGCCCGGCGGCCACGAGUACACCGUCCACGAGUCGCAGGACCCGCAGGACCCGACGCAGGGUCACGUCACGCACGCGCUCGCCGCCGGCGACGCUCUCCCGCCCGCCGCCAACCAUCCGGAGGAGGGCAAGGCCGUGCUUACCGAUCCCCUCCGCCUGUUCACCCAGAGCACAGCCCUCUGCAACCUCGCUACCGUGCGCUACACCGGCGGCCAGGAAGGGUGGAGGACGACCGGGGAGCCGACCGAGAUCGCCCUCCAGGUCUUCUCCCAUCGCUUCGGCCAGGGAAAGAAGAGCCUGAGCGAUCAGGGCUGGCGCCAGGCUGCCGAGUUCCCGUUCGACAGCAACAUCAAGCGCAUGUCUGUCAUCUACGAGGCCCCCCCCGAAGCCGGCGACUACCUGGCCCCGGGCGGCGGCGCAGACGCCGCGGUCGACAGCUACGUCUUCACCAAGGGUGCCGUCGAGAGAGUUCUGGAUCUGUGCGAUUACGUCGGCACGGACCGCUCCCCUCUCCCGAUGACGGACGCGGUCAAGAAGGACGUCCUGGAGCAGAUGAUCAAGUUCGCCUCCAAGGGGCAGCGCGUCCUGGCCGUCGCGUACAAGCCGUGGGCCGGGGCCGUGCCCUCGCCGGGAGCUGCGGGCCGCGGCAACCCCGGUGACGGCGCGCGGCUCAGGGCCCAGGCCGAGCACGGACUCACUCUCCUCGGCCUCGCAGGCAUCUACGACCCUCCCCGCAGGGAAACGAGGCGGUCCAUCGCCGAGUGCGCCAACGCCGGCAUCAGGGUGCACAUGCUGACGGGCGACCACCCGGAGACGGCGGCGGCCAUCGCCAAGGAGGUGGGCAUCAUCCCGACGACUGCGGGUCUGCUCCCCGACAGGGUGGAGCGGUCGCUGGUGCAGAAGGCGUCCAGCUUUGACGGCAUGACGGAUGCCGAGAUGGACGCGCUCGAGGAGCUCCCGCUCGUGAUCGCGCGGUGCGCCCCCGAGACCAAGACGCGCAUGAUGGACGCGCUCGCCCGGCGCGACGCCUUCACGGCCAUGACGGGCGACGGCGUCAACGACGCGCCCUCGCUGUCCCGAGCCGACGUGGGCAUCGCCAUGGGCUCCGGGUCCGACGUGGCCAAGUCGGCGUCCGAGAUGGUGCUGUCGGACGACAGGUUCAGCUCGAUCGUGUCUGCGGUGCGCGAGGGCAGGCGCAUGUUUGACAACAUCCAGAAGUUCGUGCUGCACAUGCUCGUGUCCAACAUUGCCGAGAUCAUCCUGCUCAUGGGCGGGCUGCGCUUCAUCGACUCGGACGGCAUGUCCGUCUUCCCCAUCUCGCCGCUGCACAUCAUCUGGGUCAACAUGGCGACGUCGCUGUUCCCCACCUUCGGCCUGGGCCGCGAGCCGGCCUGCCCCGAGGUGAUGGGCCGCGGGCCCCGGUGCCGGAAGCGCGGCCUCUUCACCGACGAGCUCCUGGCCGACAUGCUCCUGUACGGCGCGGUCAUGGGCUCCUGCAGCCUGGCCACGUUCUGGAUCACGCUGUACAUGCCGUACUGGCGGAGCGGCGUCCCGGACCGGACGCCGACGGACCCGCUAGGUCACGACUGCAACGAGUCGUGGAACGAGACCUGCCACGCCGUCUUCCGCGCCCGCGCCGCCACCUUUGCCGUCUUCGCCCUCCUCAUCCUCCUGUCGGCCUGGGAGUUCAAGAGCCCGAAGCGGUCCCUCUUCAGCCUCAGCGCCGACCGGCCCUCGUGGAAGGACCUGUACGCCAACAGGUUCCUCUUCUGGUCCGUCUCCGUGAGCUCCGUCAGCAUCGUCCCCGUCGUCUACAUCCCCCACGUCAACCUCGCCUUCUUCAAGCACCGCGCCAUCUCGUGGGAGUGGGGCGUCGUCGCCGCCUUCCUCCUCCUCUACCUCACCUGCGUCGAGAUGUGGAAGCUCGUCAAGCGUCACUUUGGCCUGUUCCCCGACCGUCCCGUCCACCACGCCUCCUGGGAUCAAGGCAGCUCAUCUGUCUGCUGCGUCGACGGCAACGGCAACGGCAACGGCAACGGCAAAAUCAGCCAUGACGGCGAACUCGUCAACGUCGACAUGGACCAUAGCAGCUUCCGCACCUGGACCGUGCUCCCUCGUCGCCUCAAGCCCGCUGUCUAUCCCACCACAGCUUCCUCGUCGAGCAGUGCUACCUUUUCUUCACCUCAAUGGAGGAGCUGA